AAUGGGAGCAUGCGGUGGUAAAUCAGGAGAUAAACAAUAACAAAUGUCUAAAGAACAGAAAUGUAAGUAAAUUAAUUUGAGUCUUAGAAUUGGCUGUAAAUAAAUUCGAGGUUGGCCCCAACAUCUUUGUUAAUUUAAAGCAGGGUGAUAUAACUGAUACUUAUAUCAUUAACAAAAUAUUAGGUGAAGGUAUUAUGAUUAAAUUAUCAGUUAGGUUCAUAUGGAUAGGUGAGACUUGUCUAACAUAAGAAGACUGGUUAAUAAAGAGCAAUGAAAUAAAUUUAAAAAAAGAAAAUACUCAAGGAAUAAGAGGAUGCUAUGUUUAGUGAAGUGGCCUUAUUAAAAGAUAUGGAUCAUUAAAACAUUGUCAAAUUAUUUGAAUUGUAUCAAGAUAGUCAAAAUUACUAUUUGGUUACCGAAUACUUAAAUGGAGGGGAAUUACUAGAUAAAUUAACAAAAUUAUAAACUUUCAAUGAGAGAACAGCAGCAGAGUACAUGAAAUAAGUAUUAUUGGCUCUUUCUUAUUGUCAUGCCUAAAAUAUAAUACAUAGGUAUAUCAUAAUUUUAUAUUUUAUAGAGAUAUGAAACCAUCAAAUAUCAUGUUAGCUUCUCCAGAUCCAAAAUCCCCUAUAAAAGUAAUUGAUUUUGGUACUGCCAAAAAGUAAGUAAGUGGAGAAUCAUAGACUUAAGUUAUUGGAACAGUAUUUAUCUAAUCUUAUUAUUAUUAUAGCCAUUAUAUAUAGCUCCUGAAGUCAUAGACAAAAAUUAUACUGAAAAAUGUGAUAUCUGGUCAUGUGGGGUCAUUUUGUAUUAAAUUCUUACUGGAAAAUUCCCAUUUGAUGUCAAAGUCUAAAGUUUACAACAAUUAUUCGCUAAUAUCAAAUCAGGAAAAUAUAAUUUUAAUUCAAAAGAAUUUACUAGUUUAUCUUUUGAAGCUCAAACUCUGAUUAAAUCUAUGCUUUAAUUAGAUCCAAAGAAAAGACCAUCAGCAAGUGAAAUUUUGAAUGAUCCUUGGAUCAAAGAAAAAGCAAAAGAAGAUAAGAUAAGUUUAGAUGUAAUGAGUGAUUUGGGUAAAUUUCAUGUAAAAAUAUUAUUCUAUUAAUAUUUUAGAAUGAAAGUAAUAUGAGAGCAGCUAUUUUAUAAAUGAUUGCAGGAGAAAUGAUGUCUAAUGAAGAGAAAGAUUAAUUAAAUUAAACCUUUUAGAGUAUGGAUAAAAAUAAAGAUGGAUAACUUUCAAAAGAAGAGUUAAUAUAAGGUAUUUAUAAGAGAAAUAUUAAAAAAAUUAGCUUACACUCAGGUAUUUAAUGAUGAAUUAAAGGCUAAACAUUUAGUAGAGGAGAUAUUUACAUAAAUUGAUUAAAAUAACUCAGGAAAAAUAAGUUAUACUGAAUUUUUAGUUGCAUCAGCAAAACAAAAUACAAUUUUAUCAAAAACUAAAAUUGAUCAAGCUUUUAAAAUGUUUGAUAAAGUAUUUAAAUUAAUUAUAAAUAGGAUGGCAAUGGUUAAAUUACUAAACAAGAGUUAUAAGAUAUUAUGUGUGGUGUAGAUAUUGAUAAUACCUAAUGGGCAUAAAUUAUAGCAUAAUGUGAUAAAAAUGGGGAUGGAAUCAUCUAAUAUGAUGAAUUUGCGAAUAUGUUAUUAUAAACUGCCAAAAAAUGA
Molecule: messenger RNA, 1659 nt
Organism: Paramecium pentaurelia
Lineage: Eukaryota; Ciliophora; Oligohymenophorea; Peniculida; Parameciidae
Source: the annotation of a GenBank genome assembly